Molecule: messenger RNA, 881 nt
Organism: Lolium rigidum
Lineage: Eukaryota; Viridiplantae; Streptophyta; Magnoliopsida; Poales; Poaceae
Product: peroxygenase 1-like
Exons: 6
Coding region: 1-726 (241 amino acids)
Molecular function (GO): calcium ion binding; monooxygenase activity
Source: RefSeq, a predicted model, not a curated record
AUGGCGGAGCAGGAUCAGGAGGAGGCUAUGACGUCGGUAGCGAAGGCGGCGCCGGUGACGGCCCAGCGGCCGGUCCGGGCUGACCUGGAGAAGUACAUUCCAAAGCCCUACUUGGCUCGAGCUCUGGUGGCGCCAGACGUGAACCAUCCUGAAGGGACCAAGGACGGGCACGAGCACAGGCAGAGGAGCGUGCUGCAGCAGCAUGUGGCAUUCUUCGACGAGAAUGGCGACGGUGUCAUCUAUCCAUGGGAAACAUACCGAGGACUUCGGAGACUGGGGUUCAACGUUAUCGUGUCUUUCAUUGUAGCAAUCGGCAUAACUCUUGGUCUGAGCUACCCAACUAUGCAUUCUUGGAUACCAUCUCCCCUGUUUCCGAUCUACAUCGACAGGAUCCACAGGGCCAAGCACGGCAGCGACAGCGCAACCAUUGACACCGAGGGAAGGUUCAUGCCGGUGAAUUUCGAGAGCAUAUUCAGCAAGAACGCCCGCUCGCGGCCGGACAAGCUCACCCUUCGCGAGAUCUGGACGAUGACCAAUGACAACCGGGCGCCGUACGAUCCAUUUGGAUGGAUUGCGAGCAAGGGCGAGUGGAUACUGCUGUACAUGCUCGCGAAAGACGACGAAGGGUACCUGCCGAGGGAGGCGAUUCGCGGCUGCUUCGAUGGUAGCUUGUUCGAGUUCAUCGCCGACCAAAGGAAGAAGAAGGCACACGGGAAGCAGCACUAGCGUGCAGUGCCGUCAUCCCGGAAUUUAUGCCUUCGUGUGUAUGAUUGUGAGGACUAGCUACCACCUCAUAUAUGCCUAUGUGGACUAAGGGAGCGAAUGGACUAAAAGCUCAGGGAAUUAAAGAUUUAAAGUUGUAUGCUCUUCACAAAACUUCA